UCCUGAAGGUACAGAGGAGGGAGGCACACAGGGGGGCAGCUGUCUCCUUUCUACAGGCUGCUCCUGCCUGUCCUUCACCCUAUGGAGAUACAUGAGUAGUCCUCCCUGACACUGUGCACUGAGGGGGUCGUUAUCCCACCACAGGACACGCGAGCACCUCCUUUCCAUAGACAGUUGCUUGGAGUGAGUUGUGAGCCUCGUCUGCUGUGCAUCCUCCUCCUCCUCCCACCUCCUCCUCCUCUUCUUCAUGGAUCAGCCACACACCAUGGAGGGCAGCUGCAGCCCGCAACCUUACCAUCAGGAGGGCAUAGAGUCCUGGCUGGACGAUCACUGGGACUUCACUUAUUCCUACUUUGUUAGGAGAGCAACCAGAGAAAUGGUCAAUGCAUGGUUUGCUGAAAGAGUGCACACAAUACCAGCAACAAAGGAAGGAGGAAAAAGCAAUACAGAAAAUAACCAGCAGGCCUCUUCUUCUGAGAACACCAACCAAGGGGCACCAGUGAGGAAGAUCUCAGCUUCCGAGUUUGAUAGGCCUCUAAGGCCCAUCGUAGUUAAGGACUCUGUGGGAACACUGACAUUUCUUGCAGAUUCCGAAAAGAAGGAACAGAUGCCUCUACAAGCUCCCAGUUUAAACAGCACAAGUGAUCAGUGUUCACGGCUUCUGGAACUGGUGAAAGAUAUUUCAAGCCAUUUGGACGUCACUGCCCUGUGUCAUAAAAUUUUUCUGCAUAUUCACGAACUUAUAUCAGCAGACCGCUACUCCCUUUUUUUAGUCUGCGAGGAUAGUUCCAAUGAGAAGUUUCUGGUUAGUAGGCUUUUUGAUGUAGCAGAGGGCACAACGUUGGAGGAGGCUUCAAAUAACUGCAUCCGUUUAGAAUGGAGUAAAGGAAUUGUGGGCUAUGUGGCAGAGUAUGGACAACCCUUGAACAUAAAGGAUGCUUAUAAGGAUUCCAGAUUCAAUGCGGAAGUUGACCAAAUUACUGGGUACAAAACACAAAGUAUUCUUUGUAUGCCAAUUAAGAACCACAGGGAAGAGGUAAUAGGACAACCCCAAGCAAUCAAUAAGAAAUCUGACAGCAAUGGGACAUUUACUGAGCAAGAUGAGAAGGACUUUGCCGCUUACCUGGCAUUUUGUGGGAUUGUAUUACACAACGCACAAUUGUAUGAAACAUCACUACUUGAGAACAGACGUAAUCAGGUUCUCCUUGAUCUUGCAACAUUGAUUUUUGAAGAGCAACAGUCAUUGGAGGUUAUCUUAAAGAAGAUUGCAGCAACCAUUCUAUCUUUCAUGCAGGCACAGAGAUGUACCAUCUUCAUUGUGGAAGAGGACUCUUCCGAUACUUUUUCCAGUGUUUUUCAUAUGGAAUCUGAUGAGCUAAAAGAAUCUGCAGAUGCCAUAAAAAGAGAUUAUGAUGUAAGCAAAAUUAAUUACAUGUAUGCCCAGUAUGUGGCAAACAGUAUGGAACCACUCAACAUACCGAAUGUGAAUAAGGACAAAAGAUUUUCAUGGACAAAUGAAAAUGAAGAAAAUAACAGCAAGCAGAUUCACAGUCUACUCUGCACUCCAAUUAAGAAUGGAAAGAAGAAUAAAGUGAUAGGAGUUUGCCAACUUGUAAACAAGGUGGAUGAAAGCUCUGGCAAAAUGAAGGCCUUCAACAGAAACGAUGAGCAAUUUCUGGAAGCCUUUGCCAUUUUCUGUGGCUUGGGGAUCCAGAACACCCAGAUGUAUGAAGUUGUGGAGAGAGCCAUGGCCAAACAGAUGGUGACAUUAGAGAUCCUCUCAUAUCAUGCAUCUGCUGCUGAGGAGGAAACCAUGGAGCUGCAGGUAACAGCGGGAUCUGUUGUGCCAUCUGCACAAUCAUUCAAAUUAACAGACUUCUACUUCAGUGACUUUGAGCUUAACGACAUAGAAACCACCUUAGCUACAAGUCGAAUGUUCACAGACCUCAACCUUGUGCAGACCUUCCAAAUGAAAUAUGAAACAUUGUGCAGAUGGAUUCUAAGUGUAAAGAAAAACUACAGGAAGAAUGUAGCUUAUCACAACUGGAGACAUGCCUUCAACACAGCACAAUGCAUGUUUGCUGCCCUUAGGACUGGCAAAAUUCAGAAUAAGCUCAGUGAUCUAGAGAUUUUAUCCUUGAUGAUUGCCACAUUAAGCCAUGAUUUGGAUCACAGAGGGGUUAACAAUUCUUUUAUACAGAGGAGUGAGCAUCCGUUAGCCCAGCUCUACUGCCAUUCCAUUAUGGAGAAUCACCACUUUGAUCAGUGCCUCAUGAUUCUAAACAGCCAGGGUAAUCAGAUUCUGAGCGGUCUCUCUGUUCAGGACUACAAGUCUGUACUGAAGAUGAUAAAGCAGGCUAUCCUAGCUACAGAUUUGGCUCUUUAUAUAAAGAGAAGAGGAGAUUUUUUUGACCUGGUUAAAAAAAAGAAUUUCAGGUGGGACCAUUCAGCACAGAAAGAUUUGUUUUUAGCUAUGCUGAUGACUGCCUGUGAUCUAUCUGCAAUAACAAAGCCCUGGCCAGUUCAACAGCGGAUAGCUGAACUUGUUGCAACAGAAUUUUACGACCAAGGAGAUAAAGAGAGGCAGGAACUUAACACUGAGCCAAUUGAUCUGAUGAACAGAGAGAAGAAAGAUAAAAUACCCAGCAUGCAGGUUGGAUUUAUUGAUGCAAUUUGCUUAGGGCUCUAUGAGGCUUUGGCAGAGGUGUCUGAAUCAUGCUACCCACUACUGGAUGGCUGCUUGAGGAACAGACAGAUGUGGCAAUUAUUAGCAGAGCAGCAAGAGGAGAAUCUCCUUAAUGGAGAUGACAACCAGCCAAAAACGAACUGUGACAUUGAAUAAGCAACACCAACACCAUCGUAGAGUCUUGUGGUACAAAAUAGUAUUACACUGUUUGGAAACCAAAAUAUAUUUUGCCACUGUUAUAUUUAUUAAUUUCACAUUUUCGUUUAAGGAAAUAAGAACAUGUAAAUGGAAUAUUUUCUAGAGAAGCAAUAUAUUUUCUGAUGUGCUCAUUUACCCACUGGAGGCUCUUGGGCUUGAUUCCUUUUUAUAUUGACCAGUGCCUUAAAGCAUGGGUGCCAUUUUAAAUAAAGAAGGACACCUGUCAAAUGUAACACAGCACAGUAAAGAAUAACUAUAGCAUUUUAUUGGAUAACUUGUUCACAUACCAAAUCAACUUGGGCUAAUACUGCAAACAAUGUAACACAAAAUACUAAUGUGAGUUUCUUGCAGAUGUCACUAAGAAGAGAUUAUAAGUCAUUGUCACAAGUCACACAGAAGUCUUAAAUGGUUUUUAAAACUCACUUUUUAAUUUGCUCUUUUUCUUAGAGUAAUUUACAUGGUCGUUUAUGCUAAAUUUAAUAGCAUUAUUGUGCGCCUUUAACUAUAUAUUAAAAACACAAAAAUUCACAACGGAGGUCAGUGACCAAAUAAAGCAAAAGGCUGCUGUAUAAAAGUAGUGAUACACGCCACAGAACAUCUAUUGAGAGUGCCUCACAUCCUUUUUCUUUUUGAAGGGGUUUGUUAUUCAGUGUGAUACAUAGUUUGAAUGGGUUUGCAUUGUGACACAUAAAUCACUAGUGCCUGAAUGGGGUUUGACCAACUGCUCACAAAGAUGUGUAAAACACUCUGGAUAUAACUAAUGAUUAUUAUACAGUAUAAAUGAACGGCGGGCAUAACAGUUCUUUAUUGCACUUAUAAUCUUGUGUUUAUUGCUAUUAUAUUAGAAGGGUUUUCUGAUCUUAUGCAGUGUGAUGUAAUACUUAUGUACUGCCUGUAGUUGAGAUGCUCUGUAAGCCAGUCUCACAUGCAGUCACAUUGACAUGCUCCUGGUGUUUUAUCUCCUGCUUAUGUGAGAUCCCAUACUCUGAACAUGUGGGUAUCUCCACUCUUCCCCUUCUUAUAGUAUGGGAUGUCACACAUCUCCACUCUUCCUUGACUCUUUUCCUCGCUCCUUGUAUCUGAAAGGAUUGUGUUUCACAUGCUGGGCAGCAAAUCAUUCAGUGUAUAGUGAGCAAAAGAACAACACAGGGGUCUCUCACUAGCGAACCUAUGUCUCGUAGCAGUUCUGUCUGGUGUGAAAACAGUGAGUGAGAAAUUAGGGCACUACCUUGCACCUUGUAAUUGAGGGCAUGUGGAUAGAUGUAAAUAGUAGUAAUGUCUGUAAGAGAGGAUAGGAAUCAUGGGAACUCUAGUUUUUACAUGGCAAUCCAUGGUAAUGUUACAGUGUAUAGAAAGUGUAACUAACAGUUUAAACACAAUGUUGCUUUCAAAUUGUGAAGAUGCUGUUAUUUUUGCUAUGAGAUCUCCAUUUCCAUCUUUGUUUUGUUUGUGGUGUAGAACUGAAAGCAUAUGCUGUCAGUUGCAAUAAUAGUGAACUUAAAAUUCAUAUACCACUAGGAGUGUAUGGGGGAGAUUUAUCAAGAUUGGCAUUUCCUACGCUACUCUUGAUCUCCUGUGCGCUGGAGUUAGAUGUUCCUCUUUAUAAAUUAGGCCAAUCUCUGACCAGAUACACAAAUCGGUGCCA
Bufo bufo (common toad) is the source of this 4529-nucleotide messenger RNA. RefSeq names its product phosphodiesterase 5A (gene PDE5A). The record is from RefSeq and is a predicted model, not a curated record. NCBI's taxonomy places the organism in Eukaryota, Metazoa, Chordata, Amphibia, Anura, Bufonidae. Gene Ontology annotation, biological process: signal transduction. Gene Ontology annotation, molecular function: 3',5'-cyclic-GMP phosphodiesterase activity; protein binding. The transcript is spliced from 22 exons. Bases 248 to 2842 code for a protein of 864 amino acids.